AUGGCAACAUUAUACAUUCGUUCUUUUAUAAACCCUCGUACAAGUAUUUCUUGUACUUUCAAAAAGUCAACAAAUAGAAUAAGUCCUUUGUUUUCGUAUAAACUAUCUUCAAGUUUUAAAAGAUAUUAUAAUGAUUUCUCAAAACCCAAAUCAACCUUACUAGAUAAUCAAGGUUGGAAUUAUAGUCUUGAAGUUUCUGAAGCUUUACAGGAAGAUAGACCAGUUGUGGCCUUGGAGUCUAGUAUAAUAUGUCAUGGUAAGAAUUUGGAAACGGCUAUAGCGGUUGAAAACAUUGUUAGGGAAAAUGGAAGCGCGCCUGCGACUAUAGCUAUUUUAAAUGGAAAAAUCAAUGUAGGUUUAUCAUCUAGUGGAUUAGAGAUCCUUGCGCGAAUAGGUCAACAAGCAAAAAAAAGUUCUCGUCGAGAUCUUGCAUAUGUUGUUUCACAAGGAUUGACAGGAGGUACAACGGUUUCUGGAACUAUAGUUAUAGCUCAUCACGCAGGAAUUAAAGUGUUUGUUACUGGUGGUAUUGGCGGCGUUCAUCGCGGUGCAGAAAAAUCAAUGGAUAUAAGUGCUGACUUAGUCGAGUUGGGAAAAUCACCCGUAGCUGUUGUGUGUGCGGGAGUCAAAUCAAUUUUGGAUAUUGGGAAAACUUUGGAAUAUUUGGAAACCCAAGGUGUCACAGUGACAACAUUCGGUGAAACAACAGAUUUCCCAGCCUUUUUUACGCGUAAAAGUGGUUUUAAGAGUCCUUCAAAUUCAAAAACUAUUGAAGAAUGUGCUGCUCUGAUCAAUGCAAAUACGCAACUUGGAUUAGAUAGCGGGUUGCUUAUAGCAGUUCCAAUACCUGAAAAUGAAGCAGCUGAUGCGGAUAAAGUACAGAAAGCAAUAGAUAUUGCUUUAGUCGAAGCAAAAGACAUCAGAGGGAAGGAUGUGACACCAUUUUUGCUUAGGAGGGUUAAUGAGAUUACACAAGGAGGCUCUUUGAAAUCAAAUGUUGCAUUGAUUAAGCAUAAUGCAAAAAUCGGAAGUCGAAUUGCUAAAUGUUUGGCUGGCUUUAGUUCUAAACAAAAGUCGGAAAGUAGAUCAAAAAAAAACGUAUCAGCGCCUUUUUUUUCAAAACUUCAAAGGGAUCAAGAUUUUUUCUCAAAUAAAAGGUUAUUGAUAAUUGGUGGAGCGGCAGUUGAUCUUACAUCAACUUUGGAUCCUCUCGAUUCUUCAUACUUUAAAACAUCAUCACCUGGUGUAAUAAGACAAACUAUUGGAGGAGUAGGAAGAAACAUAGCGGAAACAUCAUUUAGACUUGGAGCGAAUCCAUUGUUUGUAUCAACAAUUGGAAAUGAUGUAAAUGGAAGUUGGUUGAAGAAUAGAUUUGAACAAAUUGGAAUGGAAACCGAUGGAUUACAAAUAAUCAAAAAUGAAUCAACGGCAUUAUAUAAUGCAAUUCAUGAUCCUGACGGGAAUUUAAUUUGUGCUGUUGCUGAUAUGAGAAUAUUUGAUAAAUUAUCAUCCGAUAAGGUUUGUCAGACAAUUAGAAUGAAACAACCGAAGUUAGUUUGCUUUGAUGGAAACAUUUCCUCAUUUUUCAAUACAUUAACUUUAAAUCCCUUUUUGGAAGCAUUCUUUGAAACAACAUCAGUUCCAAAAUCUUUGAAGUUAUUUAAAGAUCAUGAACAAUUUAUCUCAUUACUAUCGUCACAAUCAUUAAAAUACAUGUCACCAAAUUUUUUUGAAUUAAAAACAAUGCAUGCUAAAGCACAUCAAGAAGGUUUAUUUGAAAGGGUUGAAUUUAAGGAAAUUGAUAAAUAUGGUCUUGAUCCAAAAUUUGAAAAAGUAAAAUUAGGCGCAAAUGGUAUUUUGUACGCACAAUUUUUAAAAGAUUUAAGUAUCGAUAACGUUAAUAUGAAAGAAACUGGUAAGAGUAUUAUAAAUUACGAGAAGAAUGAAAUUAUUAUAAAAUGGAAAAACGGAAACAGCGGAUCAAGGCCCAAAAAACUUGAUAAAAGUGAAAUAGUUAAUGUUACGGGAGCUGGUGAUAGGUAA
This is a messenger RNA of Funneliformis caledonium, 2043 nucleotides long. NCBI's taxonomy places the organism in Eukaryota, Fungi, Glomeromycota, Glomeromycetes, Glomerales, Glomeraceae. The record is from the annotation of a GenBank genome assembly.